This is a messenger RNA of Dermochelys coriacea (leatherback sea turtle), 2821 nucleotides long. Its product is annotated as zinc finger protein 2 homolog. NCBI's taxonomy places the organism in Eukaryota, Metazoa, Chordata, Testudines, Dermochelyidae. The coding region runs from base 28 to 2037 and encodes 669 amino acids. The transcript has 3 exons. Gene Ontology annotation, biological process: regulation of immune system process; regulation of cytokine production; negative regulation of transcription by RNA polymerase II. The record is from RefSeq and is a predicted model, not a curated record.
CUGCCCCGCGGGGAUCGACGGGCUUUGAUGGCCCCGGGGCUCGGGGCUCUUCCCCGCUUAGAUUUCUGGGGGAUCAGCCCUGCUGCCCCCAGGCCCAGCAGCCCUGGGACCGUCACCCCACAGUGCGGAGCCCGGGUGCCCCCAGCAGAGAGCGGGGCCGGGCUAAAGCCAGGGCGCGUUCUCCGUACCGAGACCUCGGGGGAAAUUUCACCGAGCCCCGUCUCACCUGUUUCCUUCCCCAGAGCAGGAGUCCCCGUCCCGGCCGGGAUCCCCCGCAUGGAGCCAGGGGAAGAGCCGCGGGUCCCGGAUCUCCAGGGCUCCCAGGAACGGGAGACCCCCAGAGGCGCCCCCACAGCAGGUGCCGGGAUGGCGAGUGGGAACUUUGAGGAGAUCCCUCAGCGGGAAGGGACUGUGGGAGCAGAGCUGCCCAGGACGUCCCAGAGCCCCAAGCAGGAAGAUACUGAUGAGGCUCUCCAUUGCCAUUCUGCCCCCCCAGCAGGGAAACUGAGUCAAUCCAGAGCUGGUGUCGAAGCUGAAUAUGACAUGAUGUCUCGGAGAACCCAGGCCAGAGAGAGAGCGAAUACGUGCCCCGAGUGCGGGAAAAGCUUCCCUUGGAGCUCCCGGCUUCUCCGACACCAGAGAUCCCACACUGGGGAGCGCCCCUACCAGUGCCCUGACUGUGGGAAGGGCUUCGUCGAGAGCUCAGCCCUGAUCCAGCACCAGCGUACCCACACCGGGGAGCGCCCUUACAGCUGCGGUGUGUGCGGGAAGAGUUUUGGCCUGAGCUCCCACCUGAUCCGCCACCAGCACACCCACACGGGGGAGCGCCCCUACCAAUGCCCCGACUGUGGGAAGGGCUUCCUGCGGCGCUCCCAGCUCACCCUGCACUGCCGGACCCACACAGGAGAGAGACCCUAUAAAUGCCCUGACUGCGGGAAGGGCUUCAGCGAGAACCGCAACCUGCACCGGCACCAGCGCAGCCACACGGGGGAGCGGCCCUACAAGUGCUCUGACUGCGGGAAGGGCUUUGCUCAGAGCUGCCACCUCCUGCAGCACCAGCGCACCCACACAGGUGAGCGGCCCUACAGGUGCUCCUGCGGGAGGGGUUUUGUCCGGAGCUCCCAGCUGAUCCGGCACCGGACGGUUCAUACAGGGGAGAAACCAUACAAAUCCCCCAUGGGCGACACUCUGACCAUCUGCCCCGACUGCGGGAAGAGCUUCCGCCAGUACUCGUACCUGGUCACCCACCGGCGCGUCCACACCGGGGAGCGGCCCUACAGCUGCGCCCAGUGCGGCCGGGGCUUCUCCCAGCACUCCAGCCUCAUCCGGCACCGGCGCACCCACACGGGCGAGAGACCCUACCGGUGCCCCGACUGCGGCAAGGCCUUCGCCCUCAGCGCCUCCCUCCUGACCCACCAGCGCACCCACACCGGGGAGCGCCCCUACAGCUGCGCCCAGUGCGGAAGGGGGUUCAGCCAGCGCUCGGCUCUGGUCACCCACCAGCGCACCCACACCGGGGAGAGACCCUACAAGUGCCCUGACUGCGGGAAGAGCUUUGCCAUCCGCUCCCACUGCACCGCUCACCAGAGGACCCACGGGGAUCCAGGUGGGGAGCCCCCCUACCGGUGCCCCCAGUGUGGGGAGGGCUUCCAGCUCCACACACGGUUCCUGCAUCACCGGCGCAGCCACGUGGGCGGCAAACCCCAUCGCUGCCCCGACUGUGGGAAAGGAUUCUCCCGCAGCUUCCUGCUCAAGACGCACCAGCGGAUCCAUACCGGAGAGCGGCCCUACCCCUGCCCCGACUGCGGGCGCCGCUUCCGGCAGAGCUCCCACCUCACCCACCACCGGGCCACCCACACUGGAGAGCGGCCCUACCGCUGCAGUCACUGCGGGGACGCCUUCCCCUGCAGCUCGGAGCUCUACCUGCACUACCGCACCCACACCGGGGAGCGGCCCUACCAGUGCCACGACUGUGGGCGCAGCUAUACCACCAACGGCAGCCUGCGGCGGCACCGUGCCAGCCACGCCGUGGGCUAGGGCUGCAACCGUCUUGGCCCAUGGGCACCCUCCUGGGCAAGGGGCUGCAUCUUCCUGCCUCUAGGCAUGGCCUUUCUGGCUGUUUGUUGGAUGGCUUGUACUGGGGAAGAGAGCUAGGGAUGAGUUAUAGGGGCUAGCGGUGGAUCGUUCCAGGAGAGAGAAGGAACACAGGGAGGGAUCGAUGGGUCAUACAGGUCUAGAGCUGGGUCAUACCUGUUAGAAUGUGAAAAGCAGCUCCACUCCAUCUUCCCCUGGUCCUGAUGAUGAGGUUUUCAAAAUGAUCUGAAGUGUGCGUGUAUUUUUCCAAGCACCUUGAAAUAGAGCGUGAGUGUAUAAUUCUGUUUUUAGAUGCAGAUCUGUGUUCUGGGGCUCCAUAUAACAAUCAGCCGACCCACAAAUUGUGCUGGCAGGGGGUGCAAUGUUGAUAGGCACUGGCGGAGGUUAUCAGGUGACAAUGGCAGACCUCCUUAGUGCCACUUAUGGAGUAGAGAGAGCCGCCGAGAAAGGAAGCGAUCGCCACGAGACAUGGCGGGUCAGAGCUGAGCUGGUUGCAAACACGAGCACUAGGAGAUCAGCUUGGGUUGGAGUCAGCAAGUCAAGAGAAGGUGGGAGAAUGAUCCUGAGAGAGAGCAGAGACAGAGCUUCUUGGUCACAGAGCCCACUGGAGGGGCAAAGGUGGCGAUUGUGCUGUGGGGAAACUGCCGGCUGUUUCUUUUCUGCGGUGUAUAGGGAAACGGUCCUGUGGGCAUUCUUUGUAAAUAAACGCCAUCACAGCUGGAAUAGA